UUCAGGAAAAGGGACGCUGGAUGCAAGUACAAAAAUGAACUGCUGAUGAAUUGCAGAUUUCAUUCUUGCUAUCAAUUUUCCAAGGUUUCCUAGAUCUUGUAUGAGUGUUAAUCAUGUCAGACACUCCAGAUUCCAAGAACGAGGUCUCAUCUGCCUCUAUUGCGGCGGAGGAGAAGAGCGAUGCCGUCCCAACGUUUCCGGAUGGCGGGCUCAAGGCAUGGUUGGCGGUUGCAGGCGCCUUUAGCACUAUGUUCUGCACUUUUGGAUACCUGAGCACCUUUGGUGUACUGGAGUCAUACUAUUUCAGUAACCUUCUACGGGGCAGUUCCCACUCUGAGAUUGCCUGGAUUGGAUCACUGCAAGCAUUCUUUAUGUGCACCACCGGUCUAGUGUCCGGGCCGCUGGUGGAUCGAUAUGGAACAAAGAUGGUCCUAAUACCGUUCUCUCUUCUAUACGUCACCUCCGUGAUGUUAACAUCACUCUGCAAAGAGUAUUAUCAAUUCCUUCUUGCCCAGGGUAUCCUGGGUGGGUUUGGUAUCGGGAUGCUUUAUACUCCUGCUAUCUCAAUCCUUGGUCACUAUUUCCAAGAGAAGCGCGAUCUUGCCAUUGGCAUUUCAUCGGCCGGCUCGCCACUUGGGGGCAUAAUCUUCCCGAUCGCGCUCAAUCGCUUCCUCCGACAUACGGACAUUGGGUUCCCCUGGUCCGUUCGAAUCAUCGGGUUUAUUAUGCUCGUCUUGCUCUCCAUUGCGUGCGCAACCCUUGUACCACGUAUCUCGCCGAGAAAGGGUCCGCAUUUCCUUCCGGCCGCCUUCAAGAAGCCAGUUUACUCGCUGCAGGUGGUGGGCUAUAGCGUUAUUUUCUGGGGCAUUUACACUCCAUUCUUUUUCCUUCCCGCAUAUGCCACCUCCCAUGGAGUCGAUGUCGAUUGGGCGUUUUAUAUCAUGCCGAUCUACAACUCCGGAUCCUUCGUGGGCCGAAUCGUCGGUUCUAGGCUUACAUUCUACCUCGGGCGGUUUAACACUCUGAUCGGAGCGAUCUUCAUCUCUGGAAUCCUGGAGUUCUGUUGGCUAGCAACGUCCAACCUCGGAGGUCUGGUGACUUUCGCAGUUCUCUUCGGGAUAUCUUCAGGGGCCAUCAUUGGAUUGUUCCCAACGACAGUGGCCAUGACUGCUCCUCAGGCCAAUCAAAUCGGGACAUACCUGGGUAUGAUGAUGGGCGCGCUGGGAGUAUUCUGCCUUACCGGCUCGCCGAUGAUGGGCGCCAUUGUCAGCAGUUCUGGGUUCAAGCCCGCCAUUGCGUUUAGCGCCGCACUCACGAUGCUUGGAGGAAUUAUGAUAUUGGUAGCGCGAAUAUUCCAUUCCAAAGAGAUAGUUGCAUGAUCCGGUGUUUGGUAGUACCGGUGGAUUUGAAAAAGUUAUUUGUGACGGUUGAGGUUUCCAUAGCAUGCAUCGGCAUUGACGGGUACAUAUAACAUACAUAAGGAGCAUAGAUUUCGGAACAAUAGUGAGAGAUAGAUCUUAUGUAGGUACAUAUUAAUUGAACUUCUUGUCUUAUCCAUUUGAUUCAUAUAACAGAGUGAGUCUGACCAGAUACUCUAAAUUCUCGAGGCACCAGGGAAAGAUGGCCAUGAUCCUAUCUUGCGCAAUCAUAUGGCCUGUUAGAUAACUGGAACUGUGCAUUGGAACUUCGCAACAAGCAAAUUGCAACAUAUUCUAUCUAUCAAGGCUCCCUGAAAAGUACUGAAUAUGACCAAGAAUCGCACGAUAGUUGUGCCGCGGCCCUUGGAGGGACUUUGAAUCAACAAAUAUAGUGCGUUGGUUAAAGAUCAUCGUUCUUCACUCAUGCCAAGAACAAUACAAAGGCAGAUGUGACAACAAUGGCUUACCCAAAGCCCGAGCGCGUCUUCUCCGGCUUUAAAUACCUUGUGGAAUGGAUCUCUGAAUGCCUGCACUCGCAAAUUUCGUGCCAAACAGGCUGUUAUCACUACACGCUGCCCUUAAGUGCAAACUCCUAUGGUAUCUCAAGCCGUCGAGCAAAUUCAUGGUGUACUUCACCGAUGCGGAUGCCGAAUUUGCGGUGAACUUUGUGACAGCCUCCAACUUUGUCUCCCUGCAAGUUUGGGUGCCCGUGGCAGCUUGCUGGCUAGUUAUCCACUUCAACAAGCUUCAACGCGGCCAGAGCCGGAGUUUUCACGCCUGUCCUCAAGUGUCGGGGCAUCCAGGCAAACCGAAACUCUUCAUCAUGGUCCGG
This is a messenger RNA of Coccidioides immitis RS, 2250 nucleotides long. RefSeq names its product MFS monocarboxylate transporter. Lineage: Eukaryota; Fungi; Ascomycota; Eurotiomycetes; Onygenales; Onygenaceae. Gene Ontology annotation, molecular function: transmembrane transporter activity. The coding region runs from base 114 to 1379 and encodes 421 amino acids. The transcript has 3 exons. The record is from RefSeq and is a predicted model, not a curated record. Gene Ontology annotation, cellular component: fungal-type vacuole membrane. Gene Ontology annotation, biological process: transmembrane transport.